AUGGCCCCUGGCAUCCCAGUGACAAAAGGUCUGGCUGACCUUCUCGCAGACAGGAGCCCGUGGACCCCGCAAACGGGCGCGAGGAAGCGGCCUGGGGACGACCAGGCCUCCGGGACCCCGCACCCCAGAGCGGGGGUGGGGCGCGGGCCCAGCGGGCUCCGGGGGGCCGGGCCACGCACACGGGCGGGACGGGGUCGCCAGCUCCCAGGUCUCCCUUCCGGGUGUGGCGCGGCCCGUUCCGCCCCGAAGCUCUGGGCGCACCGGAGCCAAGGGAAGGGCGGGCCCCGGCCAACACUCCCGGGACCUCCGGGAGCUGGCCCGCUGACCUUGGAGAAGCGCCCCGGACUCGACCUCCCGUGCAGCUCGGCAAGAGCAGCAGUUCCCGGGCUCUCCGGCCGAGCCUUCCCGAGGGCGCGUCCCCGGAACCGGCGAAAGCGCGUCCCCCGCCGCCGUUUACCUGAGGGGCCGCCGCCACCGCGGCCCGGGCGCCGCCCUCCCGGACCGGAGUGGGCGGGCCUCUCCCAGCGCUCUGGCCAACCGCGACGUGGCGCGCGGCAACCUGCUCCCGCCCUCGCGCGAUCUCUGCUCUCAUUGGCCGAAGUCACAUCCCUCACGCUAGCCGCCCCCCCGAGCCCCGCCCCCAGGCGUGACGUCGCUCCUCCGGGCCGUCUCGUGACUGGCAUACCUGACUGUUGCGGCCGCCGCGCCGCCGAGGGGCGCCGUCCGCGCGGGCGCCGUCCCACGCCGCGUUCGCGCCCGGCGCGGGUCCCGUCCCACCUGGGCUCUCCCCGGGAGUUCGGGGCCUGUGCUUGUUCCCCGCGCCCCGAAGGGGGCAGGCUGGGCGCGUCGUGGCGCUCAAACGCGCGCGAGACGAUAGGUCCGCGCGCACGCGUGCCCGAGCUGUACGCCGGGGGCGACGUGGUCACGUUCCCAGGCGAACCCCGGGACCCCCGGGACCCCACAACUCCCAUCACCCCAGGACCCCCAUCGCCCCCGGCACCCCACAACUCCCAUCACCCCAGGACCCCCAUCACCCCACAACUCCCAUCACCCCAGGACCCCCGGCACCCCAGGAUCCCCAUCACCCCAGGACCCCCGGCACCCCAGGAUCCCCAUCACCCCAGGACCCCCGGCACCCCAGGAUCCCCAUCACCCCAGGACCCCCGGCACCCCAGGAUCCCCAUCACCCCAGGACCCCCGGCACCCCAGGAUCCCCAUCACCCCAGGACCCCCGGCACCCCAGGAUACCCAUCACCCCAGGACCCCCGGCACCCCAGGAUCCCCAUCACCCCAGGACCCCCGGCACCCCAGGAUCCCCAUCACCCCAGGACCCCCAUCAUCCCAGGACCCCCGGCACCCCAGGAUCCCCGGCACCCCAGGACCCCCGGCACCCCAGGAUCCCCAUCACCCCAGGACCCCCGGCACCCCAGGACCCCCGGCACCACAGGAACCCAGGCACCCCGGGACCCCCGGCACCCCAGGAACCCCGGCACCCCGGGACCCCCAUCAUCCCACAACUCCCAUCACCCCAGGACCCCCCAUCACCCCACAACUCCCAUCACCCCAGGACCCCCAUCACCCCAGGCACCCCAGAACUCCCAUCACCCCAGGAUCCCCAUCACCCCAGGACCCCCGGCACCCCAGGAUCCCCAUCACCCCAGGACCCCCAUCAUCCCAGGACCCCCAUCAUCCCAGGACCCCCGGCACCCCAGGAUCCCCGGCACCCCAGGAACCCUUGGACCCCCGGCACCCCAGGAACCCCGGCACCCCGGGACCCCCAUCACCCCACAACUCCCAUCACCCCAGGACCCCCAUCACCCCAGGCACCCCAGAACUCCCAUCACCCCAGGAUCCCCAUCACUCCAGGACCCCAGGCAUCCCAAGAUCCCCAGGACUCCAGGAACCCCAGCACCCAAGACCCCCAUCACCCCAGGAUCCCUGGGACUCCAGAACCCCCAUCACCCUCAGGAUCCCCGGGACCCCAGGACCCCCAUCACCCUCAGGAUCCCCAUCACCUCAGGACCCCUGUCACCCCAGGAUCCCCGGGACCCCAGGAUCCCUGGGACCCCAGGACCCCCGUCACCCCCAGGUGAACACUGGGUACCCCAGGACCCCCAGCACCCCAGGACCACCAGGACCCCCAGCACCCCCAGGAUCCCCAUCACCCCCAGGCUAGCGCAGGACACCUCAGAAUCCCUGCAUUAG
Molecule: messenger RNA, 2205 nt
Organism: Dipodomys spectabilis (banner-tailed kangaroo rat)
Lineage: Eukaryota; Metazoa; Chordata; Mammalia; Rodentia; Heteromyidae
Product: basic proline-rich protein-like
Exons: 2
Coding region: 1-2205 (734 amino acids)
Source: RefSeq, a predicted model, not a curated record